Messenger RNA from Acanthisitta chloris (rifleman), 720 nucleotides. RefSeq names its product immunoglobulin superfamily member 21-like. Gene Ontology annotation, cellular component: adherens junction. The transcript has 6 exons. The record is from RefSeq and is a predicted model, not a curated record. NCBI's taxonomy places the organism in Eukaryota, Metazoa, Chordata, Aves, Passeriformes, Acanthisittidae. The annotation marks the transcript as partial. Gene Ontology annotation, biological process: homophilic cell-cell adhesion; heterophilic cell-cell adhesion.
UGAAGCGAGGGGAAUCGGGGCAGUCGCUGCAAGACCUCGUCUGACCUUCCUCACAUCCCUCCUCCUCCUCCUCCCUCUCCCAUCACUGCCUCUUUCUAUCUCUUACCUGACGGUCAGUAUCGAGCCGUUGCCUCCCGUGGUGGUGGGAGACGCUGUCACUCUGAAAUGCAACUUCAAGACGGAUGGGAAGAUGAGGGAGAUCGUCUGGUACCGGGUCACUGAUGGUGGCACCAUCAAGCAGAAGAUCUUCACCUUUGAUGCCAUGUUCUCUACCAACUUCUCCCAAAUGGAGAACUAUCGGAAAAGGGAGGACCUGGUGUACCAGUCCACAGUGCGCCUCCCUGAGGUUCGCAUUUCGGACAAUGGUCCCUACGAGUGUCAUGUGGGGAUUUAUGACCGAGCCACGAGGGAGAAGGUGGUCCUGGCCUCUGGAAAUGUGUUCCUCAAUGUGAUGGCUCCUCCAACGUCCAUCUCCGUUCUUGCUGCCGAUACACCAGCACCCUUCAGCCGCUACCAGGCGCAGAACUUCACCCUGGUGUGUGUGGUGUCUGGUGGGAAGCCUGCACCACUGGUGUACUUCAAGCGGGAUGGAGAGCCCAUCGAGGCCACCCCACUGCCGGAGCCGCCGGCCGGCGCCGGGAGCUGGGCCCCACGGAAUCUCCUGCACCGCGACCUGGAUGACACCAAGGUGCCAAAAUCGCUGGCAUCUGAAGGCGAGGU